Acanthochromis polyacanthus (spiny chromis) is the source of this 6272-nucleotide messenger RNA. Its product is annotated as microphthalmia-associated transcription factor-like. The coding region runs from base 435 to 1967 and encodes 510 amino acids. Gene Ontology annotation, molecular function: RNA polymerase II cis-regulatory region sequence-specific DNA binding; DNA-binding transcription factor activity, RNA polymerase II-specific; protein dimerization activity. Gene Ontology annotation, biological process: regulation of transcription by RNA polymerase II; melanocyte differentiation. Lineage: Eukaryota; Metazoa; Chordata; Actinopteri; Pomacentridae. The record is from RefSeq and is a predicted model, not a curated record. Gene Ontology annotation, cellular component: nucleus. The transcript is spliced from 10 exons.
UGUGUGGUUAGUUCUUCUUUAAAUGAUAAAGACGAUAAUUUAGAAACACUGUUUGCAUCUAAUUAUUAGCAUCAAUUAAUAGGCUAUUACAGCAGAAAAUAAAACCUGAAAUGAAACUUUGACACUUCAGUUUCACUCCGUGAGCAAAUAAGGCUGUGCAAUUUAAAAAAAAAAUCCCCCCGGAUGUUGCAGCCAAUCAUAACAAUGCUGACAUUGACAGCCCAGGUGCAUCUUGGCUCUUGUAGUCCGUUGGGCUCCAGCAGCCCGUCGGCAGCGCUGCUCUGUCCGCCGCUGAGGACUACAGAGCUCCGGGUCCUGACAGAGGCGUGUGGCGUUGACAGUUCGUUGGUGCUGAGAGAAGCACGGCGGCAGAAAUAUCCUCCGUCUGUGUUUUUUUUUAAAAAAACGUUUCCAAAAAGUUGACAUCUGCAAGUAUGCAGUCGGAAUCGGGAAUAGUUGCGGACUUCGAGGUCGGGGAAGAUUUUCAAGAGGAGCCUAAAACCUAUUACGAAUUGAAGAGUCAACCCCUGAAAAACAGCAGCCCGUCGGACCAGCACAGCUCGUCCAAGCCCCCGCUGAGCUCCUCCGCCAUGACAUCACGCAUCCUGCUGCGGCAACAGCUGAUGCGGGAGCAGCUUCAAGAGCAGGAGCGGCGGGAGCAGCAGAGGCAGCAGGCCUCCCAGUACCCACAAACCACAGCGGCCCAGACCCCCGCCAUCAAUGUCAGCGUACCGCCCGUCGCACAGGUGCCAAUGGAGGUGCUGAAGGUCCAGACUCACUUGGAGAACCCCACUAAGUACCACAUCCAGCGCUCCCAGCAGCAGCAGGUGAAGCGGUACCUGGGAAAGCUUGGUUCUCAGGCGUUGAGCUUGCCCUGCCCUAACCAGUCCUCUGACCACGGGGGCAUGCCGCCAGGGCCGGGCAACAGCGCCCCCAACAGCCCUAUGGCCUUACUGACCCUCAACUCUAACUGCGAGAAAGAGAUGGAUGAUGUCAUCGACGACAUUAUUAGUCUGGAGUCCAGUUACAGUGAUGACAUCCUCGGCCUGAUGGAUCCAGGACUUCAGAUGGCAAACACGAUCCCAGUUCCUGCAAACCUCAUGGACAUGUAUGGAAACCAGGGUAUGUCCCAGCAAGGCCUUCCCAUCAGCAACUCCUGCCCUGCCAACCUGCCCAACAUCAAAAGGGAAUACUCUGUUUCACAAUCCCCGGCCAUCAUGCAUAUGCUGGAUAAGUCUGGAUCCUGUGGCAAAUUUGACAACUAUCAGAGGCCUGAAGGGUUCCCUGUGGAAGCAGAGGUAAGAGCUCUGGCAAAGGAGAGGCAGAAGAAAGACAACCAUAAUCUGAUUGAGAGAAGACGGCGGUUUAACAUCAAUGAUCGAAUUAAGGAAUUGGGAACUUUAAUUCCAAAAUCCAAUGAUCCAGACAUGCGCUGGAACAAAGGCACCAUCCUGAAGGCAUCAGUGGACUACAUCAGGAAGCUGCAGCGUGAGCAGCAGAGGGCCAAGGAGCUGGACAGCCGUCAGAAGAAGCUCGAACAUGCCAACCGACAUCUGAUGUUGAGAAUACAGGAAUUAGAGAUGCAGGCUCGGGCUCACGGUCUGGCCACCGCGUCUUCAGCGCUCUGCUCUGGCGAACUCGGGCCCCGGACCAUCAAGCAGGAGCCGGCUCUGGAGGACUGUCACCAGGACCUGUACACACUCCAUCCCCAUCACCAACACCACCCCGCCUGCACUUCCGAACCACCCGGCACCCUGGAGCUGAGCGAGGGCCACUCCAACUACCCCGAAGGCCACUACAGCGUCCACAGCAAGCCGGGCUCCAAACUCAACGACAUCCUCAUGGAAGACACCUUAUCACCGGUGAGAGGGGGGGACCCUUUGCUCUCGUCCGUCUCUCCGGACGCCUCAAAGGACAGCAGUCGCAAGAGCAGCGUAAGCAUGGAUGAGAAUGAGCCGGCCUGUUAGCACCCCCUGCUGGAGGACACGUCGCCUGCAUCUUCCACCUGCUCCACCCUGUCAGCGGCUAACACACUCCCAGCUACUCGAGAGGCUUUUCCCCCCUUCCGUUCGUGGUGUAUUUGUUUCCUCUUUCUCCCCCACCUGUGUUUACAUGUAUUGAAUCUUUUCCAUUCAUGCUAUUUUUUUUCUUUUGUUUGUGUCAUUCGAAGCUCUCAACCUUGAUUUCAAGGACUUGAUUUUAAAGUGUCUGCUUUAAUCACUACUUUGAUGACAAUGAGUUACAAAAAUACAAGUUUUUAUAUUUAAAAAAAAAUACAUUUAUCUUUGGAUAGAGGCUAGAUUAUGUGUUUUUCUAUUGAUUCCAAAGAAUCUAGGGAAAUUAUAAAUCAUGGUCAGAAAUGUAGAUAUUUUGUGGUGAGAUGAACACUGCUUUUUAAAUCACUAGCAAUAAUAGAAGAAAACAAAAUCUAUUUAUUACUAUAGUGCUUUACACUCUUUGUGUCUUAGAUUGAACUUGAAUGUGCCAAUGCCUUAUUAAGAUGUGUACACAUCGUUGUCGUAUUGCUAUGCACAUGUUUUGGCUGUUAGCUGAGUCUUUGUCAGUCUUAGAGUUUAAAUUUAUUUGCUUGACAAAUAUUAAUCAUUUCGAGAUUUGAUCUUAUUUAUGUUCCUCUUUAAACAGGACUUUAUUUACACAUUCUCCUCAAAAUCUUAUUUAUGACGAGGCAUUUACAAAAAGCCUAACAUGAUGAAUUAAAGCACAUCAAAAAAACUAAAAGCUAAAAAAGUCUCCUUUAAGAAACCAACAAACUUAUCAUUGAUAAUGAUUCAGUGUCAUAAUGAGAAACAAUCCAAUAACACGACAGAAAUGUCGAGUUUUACAGCCCAUCCUUUAACAUACGAUGCUGUUUGAUCCAGCAGUGUGUACCAGCUAUAUGACCUGAACAUUCCUCACUGCCAAAACCACAGAAAUAUUUAUAUUAAAAACAGAAUUAAAUGAAAAGUAAUAGAAUUUCAAAAUCAUAAAAAGGCUGUAGAAGGUUCUAAAAGAAUCUUGAUCGAUCAGAAUAUAAUAAUAUAAUUCUAAAAAUCUUUGAGAAAGGUGAAUCAGUUCAAUUUUAUUGUAUUCUUAUUCGCAGUGAUCAGACAGAAAACUGGUAAAACUGCGACUCUUUCAGCACACAGUUUACUGUAGCAAUACAGGCGUGUUGAUCUCAGACUUUAUAACAGUCCAUCAAUUUCCUAAAUUAUUGUUUUUUUUUUAUACCACUUCAUUUCACAUUCAGGAUUUUUUUUUCCAUUAUGUGAACAUUUAUAUUGCCAAGGACUAUAAGGAGACUGCUUUGGGAUUUUGUAUGAAAUGCAUGACAUUGUCAAAACACUGGAAUGACCUCUGUAAAUUGAAAUGUGGUUUGUUCGCCUUCUUUUUUCUUUUUUAUCUAAGCAUAAACUAACUAUGGUAUUUGGCUCGUCAGAUGCAUACAGAAUAUUGUAUGAGACUGUAGAUUCUUUAUGGUUGUAUAUUUCAGCAGUUUGUUUAGAAGUUAGUCGUAGCAUGUUGCGUAAAUAUGCCUUCGUUAAUGACUACCUGCCAUACACUGAGAGCCCUGUAACGGCACAGCCUCCAUUCUGUCAAACUAUGCAAUGGUUGAAGUUGUGCCUGUAAAGCAGCAGCGUCAUGUCUUGAAAAUGUGAUCUCUUUAUGAAUUAGUCUGAGACGGUGUUGAAGUGAUUCUCUUUUCAUUUAAGUGCCUUAAAGUGGUUUCUGUUACCCUGGUGACGUGAGAGGAGUAAUGCAACAUUUUGUUGAUGUUUAUAGUGGCGUCUGGUGCUUCGUAGAUUAACUGAAGAGUGCCGAGGCCCCUGAGAGAGCAGCAAGGAGGGACCUUUAGUCAGAGUGAGAUUACGCUCAAAUAAGUGUCUCAGACUCAAGAACCACAAGAAAGGGUUUGUUAUUGUGGAUCCCCAAAGUGUUCAGUAUUAAAUCAGGAAUUAUCAGUCAUGUGAAACAAAGAGUAAAGUAGAAUAAAACCUACAAAUAACCAAUAAAUCCAGUAAUAUUAUGAUAAGUAAUAAUUAUUGAGUUACACAUUUUCUUAUUUCAUUUAUUUUCACUUAAUUUCCUUGUUUCUGCCCAUUUUCAUCUGUUUUAUUCCACAGUGGUAUUAUUCCCACUGACUGGCCAUCCUUCCAUGCAGCCACAAAGCCUAGCCAGCAAACUCCUGAUAGCUAGAGCAAUGACAGCGCCAAUCUAAGUCUGAUAUAGCAGAUUCUCUGUAAGGAGCAUGAGUCUGAUGUGUUCUUCAUCUGGUGGGCCGAAACGCUGUGAUCAUGAAAAGUGUCAUUAUGGACAAUCCAUAAUUUGUAGCAGUACGCUGAGGUUUGAUGUGCCUCUUGAGAUGGCUAUGUCGUUCAGAUAUCUCAAGAACUUUCUUGCCUUGAAAUUCAAAACAGACGUUUCAUGGCACCCAGAGGAUGAAUCUUAAAGGCUUUUGCUUUCCUGUGGCUCUUUAUCUUGCCCCACCAGCAGGUUUUCAGCCUCAUGUGAAAUGGAUUCAUUGCUAUGGGGCAGACAUUCCUGUUCCCCUAAGGAUAAACCAUAGUUACUAAGGAUGUCAGAAGCAGAUCUCAAGGAUCAUGGCAGAUCCGUGUUGUUAUCAACACUUUUCUGAGUCCAAUCUUUUCCUUACCCUCCUGCUGCACACUGCACCUGUCUCUGUCAUCCCUCCCGUUGUUUGCUAAACUCCCACUGCUCUCUGCUCACCACGGGGUUACACAGUGACAGACUCAACCAGGUGUUGCAGCCAGGUACUACAGCUAAUGCUAACUGGCUAAAUUGUUUUCUUAAUGCAUUGCAGAGCUGUACAGCUGUCCUGCAUGUGCACUGGAAUGAUUUAAAUGACAUGAAUGUACUUGAAAUGUAUAAUAUAUAGGAAAAUGGCUUAGGACUCAUUAUGGGCAGACACUAAAUAUUAAAUAACUCGGAUUACGGAAAACUUGAUCGGGACAUCCCUAGCAAUUUCUUUGGCAAUCUAUUAGCUUUUCAUCAGGCACUAUAAUCAUGAUAGUCAUAAUGUUAGUGUGUUCAGUGCUGUGGACUAUGACCAAAUACCUGCAAAACGAAUAACAAUUCCAUCAACCUUAAUUGCACUGUCCUGUUUAGUGAUAAUCAGCACGUUAGCAUGCUAUGACUGUUGCAGCAGUUUCUAAGAAUUGUCAUUGUGCUCAUGUUAGCAUCCUGCGUUAAGCACUGUGUACCACUGAGCAUUUGUACAUGUUCAUUUUAAUAUAUUUUGCUAGCUGAUUCAUGUGAUUAUUUAUUAUAAUAUCGUGUCCAUUCAUUUAGUAUUGAACAUUUUGGGAGUCCACAUGUUGUAGCUGUGCAUUUUGUAAAUUGUGCACUGAAGUCAAUGUUUCCAAAGUUAGCCUGAAUAUUUUGAAUCCUUCUGAGACUAGUAUGAAUGUAGUUCACAGUUAUAACUGCCAAAAUGUGUGCCAAACAUAAGACACAAUAAAUUUAUAUACAGAUAGAAAUACAAAUGUUUCAACUGGUUUGCUGAUGCAUCUUGAAUAGAGGUGUUUCUCCUCCCUACGUACAAGCAAUAUGUAGAGUAUGAUGGCAAUCAGGCUAUAAGUGAAAUACAAAACAAACAAAUAAAAACCAUAACUCAAGAUCAUUCUCGCUUUUCAUGGAAUUUCAGCUGCAUGUCAGCCUUCUUAUCCACUGAGCAGACCCCACGUGCUCAUCAAGACCAUGAGAUGCAGUUGAAAUUCCCUGAAAAAGCUGGUAAGAGAUCUUUGAGUUAAUAUUUUGUUAUCAUUGAUGAAGUACAGCAUCAAUGGACUGCAGAUUUUCCCUUUAUGUGCAGCCAUAACAGGGAUGAAGCCUUAGCAGUACAACAUGCACAGGACUGACCCCAGAUCCACAGAUAAAUCAAAUAACCCUGAAAUGUGACUGGUUCGAAUGCAUAUUAGCAUUACAGGUGGUGGUAGCACUUAUAAUGAAGCCACCGCUUUUACUGAUUUCUUAUGGUGACUUUUAGAGUUGUAAAUUAUUAUGGCACAUUAUGGGUAAACCACUAAUGAAGAACCAUGUUAGCUCAGAUUAGACCUCGUCUGCUAAUUCUCAUUCCUGUGGUUCAUACAAACAGCAUUGUCUGAUGAUGUUGCUACUGUUCUUAUCGUUACAGUUUAUAAGAGAUGAAUGUAGCAAUAGUUACUGUACCCACUGGUUUCAGAGUAGUGGACUCGAACUCAUCGGUACUCAAUGUGGAAACUAUCUUGUGAGAAAUAUUAAAAGUUUUAUUUGAA